AUGUCUUUUUCGCUGUGGACAGGACGAGAGUUGAAGUCUCGAACAAGCACAAUUGUGAGAGUUGUCUGUACCGAGCCGAGUUGGGACCCCAAAUGGACGAACCGGAGAGGCCAUCGGGACAAUGGGUUCAGUAUCGACAACGAAGCGAAAAAGGUAAGCGGACACGGCGGGAAAUCCUGUCGAAGGAAUUCGGAGGAUCAGAGAGAAGCAAGCCAAUGGGAGAAGUUCCAGGAGCGGGACGAGCCUGUCAACGAUCAGAGUCCGGGAACGUUGAUGGGAAAAGUGUUUACUAUUUCCUUGCUUGCCCAAUUACAAACACCCCUGAUCGGGCUGAAAGUGGAAGACAGCUCAAGAGACGAUUCGACACCCACACAAACCAACAUCACCACUACCUACCGACGACAGAUCGACUGCCCCAACAAUCCCGCAUCCAUUUCCUGUACUUCCAUUCCUGUAUCUGCGCAGCUGUCAGAUGUCCUCCCCAUGUCGAACUCGCAUUCGACCAACCAUGAUGCCGCCGCCGCCGCCGCCGCUCCCGCUGCUGCUUCGGUGAGCCCUGCUCGGCUUGCUGCUGCUGCUGGUCAAGAUGCUUCAAGCUUCGACAUCACUUCUCCAUCUGCCGAGUCCUCUCCCUGCCGUCUGGUACCCCCAGUCGACCCCCCAGAACUAGACCAGGAACAUGGCAUCAUCGUCUCGGCGCCGUGCCUGUCCCCGGGUCCUCCACCACCACCAGCAGACGGACACCAGCCAGGACAUUGUGGUGCUCCUCCUCCCGCUUCUGCUGCUGCCGUCCCCACUCCCACUACCCCCCUGGUCAUCACAGAUAAUACCACAGAUCGUACCGUUGCACAUGCCGCUGCUGCUGCUGCUGCUGCAGACCCGAUCAAAUACCACCGCGGCCCUGCUGCUUAUCUCCAGAGACACCCCUCCGGUCCUGGCGCUUCCUUGCUGACCCAGGCUUUUGCUACAGCUCGUGGCACAAAUCAUAACAAUCCCCAACAUCAACAACAACAACAACCACCACUAGCUGAUAACACCCUUCAACCUCAACCUCAAGUCGUCUCCUCGUCUCAUCUUCUGUCCGCCGUUCCGUCUGAAAGUCAUACUAGACCACCACCACCACCACCACCACAAGACCACCGUUAUAGCCAAGACGAAGAAGAAGACGCCCUGACCCCGAGAGCCGGCUCUCCUCGCAACUCCAUCUUUCACAAGACACAACACACCAUGGCCUCCAUGACUGCUACCGUCACGUCGACCGCCACCAUGACGGGCCCUCCAUUGGGUAACGCCAUCGAGCUCGAUUUGCGUCAGGUCAACUCCAUGCUCAAGGGACACCGCGAAUACCUCACAAAGAAUAAGGGCCGGGCAAGGUCUCCAGAACGGCUCGAGUCUACAGAUGCUGAUAUUAGCAGCCAUCCCGUCAUCUCCACCAAGCUUUCAGAAUCCCCUACCGCUCUAAAUAACAGCAACAACCAUGACGGAGCCGCUGACAACGGUGACAAUGCUAUUCCCAGACUGCGCAAGGAUCAACGAGCACAGACGGUUCCCGAAAAGGCUUGGUCUAUCGGCGUGGGAGAGCUGACCGACGACCAGGACGGCCAGGUCGAAAAGUCCAUCACCGAGGUCCUGGCCGGCGUCGAGCCCAAUGCCCGCAGCCGCAAGGCCAGCCACAGUUUGCGCUUCUUCAAGGAGGGUCUGCCUGAUGAAAAGUCCAAGAAGAAGGACGCCAAGCGAGAGAGACUCACUUCCACCGCCGAGGAGGCUGAGGAGACCGAGACAGAGGGUGAAGGAAAGCCACGGGCCCCUACUGCUGUGCCUGCAUCUACAUCAGAGGACACACAGUUACCCGAAACUGACGAAGCAAGCCAGGCUCGCUCCAUUCCCUUGCUGACUCCAGAAUCCCCGACCGGCAACAACACCGCUCCAGACUAUUUCUUAUCCAAGCUGGUUGAAGAGCCGGCCCAGCUAAAGCAUCAGCCUCCUGCUACCCCGGGUCGCGAGCACACGAGUGCACUACAAGAUACUGCUGCAGCUGUUGGCAAAAGUUCUCCGUCGUUGGAUCGCAAGCCAGAGCCUCGGCGCAAGUCGGAUGCUAGCAUUGAAGGUGGAUCGCAUACAGAGGAAGGCGAAGAGUCUGGGGAGGAAAAGAUUUCGUCGGCCGUGUUCCUACCACAUCAGGGCCCCGAGGAGGCCGAGGAGGAGCACUCCGACGUGCCUGGCGCCGCUUCUUCCCGAACUGCGCUUCCCUCCAGAACACACUCACGUGCUGAAGAUUUCCAUUCGUGGCUUGUGAAAGCGGGUGAGCCUGAGGUCGAAUGUCUAGACGAGUGUCCUGACGUUGAAAAGACCCAUCGGCUUGCCAAGCCUGCUGCCGACAGCGCUGCUACUGUUCCUUUUGUAGGUUCUCAGAUAGACACUGGCAAAGUCAAUGAACCUGCCGUUGCGGACGAGAUUGAAACUGGUGUCCCUCCACCACAGAAGCCAUUCCAGUCCAUUGCGCAUCAUGCUCAUCAUCAUCAUCAUCAUCAUCACCACCACCACCGUCAUCCCGAAGAUGUCGUCCAUGACCACCAAGGGGAGACCAAAGAAGAGCAGCCCCUAGAUGCAAUUGAACUGAUCCCUUACAAACACCAAGUCGGAGGGCACACCACUCUCUGGCGCUUUUCUCGGCGGGCCGUCUGUAAACAGUUGAACAACCGAGAAAAUGAAUUCUAUGAAAAAAUUGAACGAUACCAUCGCGACUUGUUGGCUUUUUUGCCAAGAUAUAUUGGUGUCUUGAACGUUACCUUCCAAAAGAAGCCUCGCCGAAAGUCGGUGCACAAGAAAGACGAGGCAGCUGCUGCGCUGGAAGCCCCUGCAGCGGGCGAAAACGAAGCUACAAGCUCCGGUGCCAAAGGGGAUGAAGCAGCACCAACAACAAACGGCGCCCAGCCGGCGCAGCCUGAGCAGCGCAUGAUUAGCCAGUCGCUGCAGCAACCGCUGGGUCAGAUCCCUACCGUCACCUUUGUUGACAACCAACAUAUUCUCCCCCGGAGCCUGAUUCAACCAGCGUUGGCGUCGUCAAGCUCUUUCACUCGCUUACGGAGUGCCUCCUCGGCUUCUCUCCAUGGGCGUAGGAUCCUCAACGGACAAUGUGCUGAGAACCCCAGCCACAUGUUGCGACCAAGGCUGGAGGAUCGGCAUGCUAACAGCUGGGGAGCCACCAUGGUGAAUAAGCGGCUGCGCAAUGAGGUGUUCAACGACGCCUUCCUCAAGCAGCCCGUUGCUGUUCACCGUCAUAAGAAGGGUCACCAAAGGCCCUUCUCCCGGCGAAGCCUGCAACCAGUUCUCCGCCACACCGAGUCGGAUCCGAACUUGGACGUCGCUCAAGAUGCCAAGCCGCGGGCCAGCAGUGCUGGUGAGGAGUCGCGCCUCAAGCCCUGCGACCUGGUACGAAGCGAGGAGAACCUAGCCACCCGACCGCGCAGCUUCAGGGAAGAAGGAGUGGAAGACGACGGCCCUAAGGACGUGACGGGGACUAGUGCUCCUGAGCCAGAGAUCCUGAAGGAUGCGUCGCCAGCCCAGCCAAAGAAGAAGCGUCGGUACUCGGGGACGGGACUGAGGAGAAAGCCAAAGGAUGUCGAGGAUUCGCGCGGCGACCUGCAGUACUUUGAGGAGGCUGACUCGGCUCCCUACAAGGCUGAUAACGAGGAGCCCGUGUUUGAGUCUGGUGGCGUCCCGGAUGUACCAGGAGCGGAGUCCAUUGGGCCUUUGGACACUACACACAAUGGUACUAAUGGUACCAACGGUGUCGACACCGCCACCGCCGAUGACCUCGCUCCUUCCAGCCCGCACAACGAGAUCACCAAGAUCCCCCGCCCCAUCAACCCCAAAGAAGCUCAGACGCAAACCGACUCCCGCGUCGAGUACUUCUUGCUGCUUGAAGACCUCACUGCCGGCAUGAAGCGUCCCUGCAUCAUGGACCUCAAGAUGGGCACCCGUCAAUACGGCGUCGAAGCCUCCCCCAAGAAGCAAAAAUCCCAACAAGGCAAAUGCGCCAAGACCACCUCUCGCGAGCUCGGCGUGCGCGUCUGCGGUCUCCAAGUCUGGGACGUCGCCACCCAGUCCUACGUCUUCAAAGACAAGUACUACGGCCGCGACCUCAAAGCCGGCCAAGAGUUCCAAGACGCCUUGACCCGAUUCCUCUACAACGGCGUCGACCGCGCCUCCAUCCUGCGGCACAUCCCCACCGUGCUGCACAAGCUAUCAGAACUGGAAGUCAUCAUCAGAAGACUAAAAGGCUACCGCUUCUACGCCGCUUCGCUCCUCAUGUUCUACGACGGCGAACCGCUUCCCCCUCCUGCGCCUCCCACGCCCUCCACCACCACGCACUCGGAAUACGACACGGCCAUGGAAGAUUACUACUCGACCGACUUUGCGACGGAUAACGACGACGCCGUCUCCAUUAAGCAUCGCAUUGACAGUACUUUGAACGGCGGCAGCGGCGGCGGCGGCGGAGGCAAGAAGAAGAAAGACAAGCACGAAAUCGAUUUCAAAAUGGCGGACUUUGCCAAUUGUGUCACGGCCGAGGACUUGGCUGCCAAUGGCAUCGAAGGCAAGCCGUGUCCGCCUCGGUAUCCGCAGGAACCGGAUAACGGGUUUUUGAGGGGUCUGAGGAGUUUGCGGAAGUACUUUUUGAGGAUCCAGAGGGAUGUGAGGAGGGAGUUGGGGUUGGGCACGUGGCGGGCGGUGGAUGAGGAGAUUGAGAGGGAGAUGAUGGAGGAUGCUGCGUAUGGUGCCGAGGAGGAUGAGGGGUUUGUGUCGGAGUGA
Messenger RNA from Neurospora tetrasperma FGSC 2508, 4812 nucleotides. RefSeq lists its product as uncharacterized. Gene Ontology annotation, molecular function: inositol hexakisphosphate kinase activity. Bases 1 to 4812 code for a protein of 1603 amino acids. NCBI's taxonomy places the organism in Eukaryota, Fungi, Ascomycota, Sordariomycetes, Sordariales, Sordariaceae. Gene Ontology annotation, cellular component: cytoplasm; nucleus. Gene Ontology annotation, biological process: inositol phosphate biosynthetic process; phosphatidylinositol phosphate biosynthetic process. The transcript has 7 exons. The record is from RefSeq and is a predicted model, not a curated record.